This is a messenger RNA of Xyrauchen texanus (razorback sucker), 1131 nucleotides long. RefSeq names its product deleted in malignant brain tumors 1 protein-like. The coding region runs from base 1 to 1131 and encodes 376 amino acids. The record is from RefSeq and is a predicted model, not a curated record. The transcript is spliced from 7 exons. Gene Ontology annotation, cellular component: membrane. NCBI's taxonomy places the organism in Eukaryota, Metazoa, Chordata, Actinopteri, Cypriniformes, Catostomidae.
AUGGGAGUCUACUGUUAUGCCAAUGUCAGGGUAGAUACUGGCGGUUGUUCUGGAAGGGUGGAGGUUCUUCAUAAUGAUCAGUGGGGAACAGUGUGUACCGAUGACUGGGAAACUAAAGAUGCUGAAGUGGUGUGUAGAGAACUUGGGUGUCCACCCGGUGUUGAAGCAAAGAAAUAUACCUAUUUUGGACAGGGUUCGGGACCAAUAUGGAUGGACAACGUCAAAUGUAUUGGGAAUGAAACAUCACUGAAGGACUGCAGUUUAAAUGGUUGGGGAACACAGAACUGUACCCAUGAAAAUGAUGCUGGAAUCAUCUGUCGAGAGGGUAGACUGGUUAAUGGGGACAAUAUAUGCUCCGGAAGAGUGGAAUACUACUACUGGGGACGAUGGGGAACCAUCUGUGAUGUUGGCUGGGAUACUACAGAUGCCGCUGUGGUGUGUAAACACUUGAAUUGUGGGACACCUGUAGAAGCAAAGACUGGGGCUUUUUUUGGACAAGGCUCAGGACAAAUAUGGCACGAACAUUUGAAUUGUUUUGGGAAUGAAUCCAGAUUGUAUCAGUGUCCAUCAAGUGGAAUGGGAGUCACCAGCUGCAACCAUAGACAAGAUGCUGGGGUCAUCUGUCGAGAUGUGAAGUUGGUGGGCGGUGUCAACGCAUGUGAUGGCAGAGUUGAGAUUCUUUAUGAUAGUCACUGGGGAGCAGUGUGUUACAAUGGUUGGGAUCUAAUAGAUGCUACAGUAUUGUGUAGAGAGCUGGACUGUGGUGACAUUGCAGAGGUAAAGGGAUAUAUUGGCCCUGUGGGGCCAGUGUGGAUGGAUAAUCUCAGAUGUACAGGAAAUGAGUGGACAGUGCGAGACUGCCCUUUCACUGGGGGUUUGAGCAGUUGUUUGAAUGGGAUUCAUGCAGGAGUUCGUUGCACAAAAUUUGUGAGAAGAAAUACGAUAAGGAUUUUAGUGAAGGCUAAUGCUGGAGUCAAUGUCAAUGAACCAAAUAUCAUGAAGAGCCUUCUAGACCAGAUGACACAAGUGGUUCAAAGUUCAAAUAGGAAGAAGUUUAGUGUGACAUGGAGAACACACUCGGAUGGGCUUGUAUUCCACAAGGACAACACAAUGGCAGGUCAGAGGCCAUAA